Messenger RNA from Betta splendens (Siamese fighting fish), 3638 nucleotides. RefSeq names its product transmembrane channel like 5 (gene tmc5). Gene Ontology annotation, cellular component: plasma membrane. The record is from RefSeq and is a predicted model, not a curated record. Lineage: Eukaryota; Metazoa; Chordata; Actinopteri; Anabantiformes; Osphronemidae. The transcript is spliced from 20 exons. Gene Ontology annotation, molecular function: mechanosensitive monoatomic ion channel activity. The coding region runs from base 397 to 3255 and encodes 952 amino acids.
UAUUUUUGCUGUUUUAAUUUACAUGCUGUCAUUUUCUUGUGAGUAUCCAAAUUUUCCUUUCCUGCUAUGUGACAGAAACUAAACCUAGCGUGUGAAUUAAUAAUGACCCAACGAGGUGGGACCGAGAGAUCAACUUACACAUUCUUGCCUCUGACAGUCUAGCUGUCCCUCUGGCUCAUAAAGACACCAGGUCCCAGUGUGAAGUGCUCCUUGAUGACGUUCCCUUAGCCGGUGGAAGAAUAUUUAACGAAGGCAAACACUCACCAUAACGUAGUUAUGUUUUUGUUUCCUCGCCACUGUGUUAAACUGGACCUGGACUCUACAGACGCGAAGCCGGUGAGGAGCUGAAGGAUCGACACAAAGAAGAAGAGAAGACGGAUUAAUGUGAAGGAGCUCAUGACAACUUACAACAACAGCGGGUAUUUAAACCCUGCAUACCAUGACUAUGAGACUCUGGAAAUUGAUAGAAGGGAAGCCCCAGCCUGGCUGGGCGUCAGGGCCCCUCAGUCGCCCACAGCUCAACCCGGCGGUGAUGAUGCGUCUGGGGGCCGCUGGCAGGAGGAGAGGCAGGGGACCGACGAAAGCAUCCCCCUGGGUUUCAUUUCCACGCAGCCCCAGAAUCCCCCAUGGCAGCACAACCUUAAUCACACCACUUUCCAAAUCGACCCAGACGCUCAUGAUCGAUCAGCUGCUAGUCAGAUUUCUUCUUCAAUGUCAGCCAACAUGACCCUGAGGUGGAGGGGCGUCUCAGCCAGAAGGCUGAGCUUGUUUCCCACCGGCGACCCUUCUCACCUCUUUCCAGAGGAUGUCAUCAGGAACGAGCUGGACAACGAGGAGCAGGACCUGGUCAAAGAGCUCAUUGGGCUGUCAACAGUGGACCGGAUCCAGGCCGUCCGGGCCCUUCCCAUGAGCGUGAGAGAGAAGAAGCAUGUCAGGAGCCAAGUACUUGCAUUCAAGUCCUCCAAACAAUCCCAGCAGCGCGGCUGCUGUGCAGAUUGCUCUGAGAGCGUGUCAUGGACUUUCCGCAGGUUCGGCUCCGGGCUGAAGGCGGCCGGCCAGGCGCUGGAGCUGUGGCAGGGCACCAUGAAGGAGAUCAGCGGCAGGUUCGGCACCAGCGUUCUCACCUACUUCGUCUUCCUCAAGUGGCUGCUCAUGUUCAACGUCCUCUCCUUCCUGAUCAACUUCGGCUUCAUCACCGUGCCGCUGCUGGUUUACGACCCCUCACCCAACAUCCCUCCCAACGUGAGCUUCAGAGGGCUGGAGAUACUGACGGGAGUCGGUUACUUUAACUACACCGUCAUGUACUACGGCGGCCACAGCAAUGAAACCUUUGCAGGCCAGGUCACAUACAACAUGCAGCUGGCCUAUUUCCUCACCAUUGCAAUCUACAUGGUCCUAUGUGGGCUUGCUCUUAUUGUCAGCAUGGCCGGCUCCUUCAGGAGUAACUACGUGGUGGCCGACCCCUCUUCAGACAGCGCGUGGCAGCUUCUGUGCAGCUGGGACUUCAAUAUGACCAACGAGAGGGCGGUGAGACAGCGCAAGAACAACCUGCGCGUCCAGCUAAAGGAGUCUUUAUCAGAGAACGCCCAGAGGAAGCUGCUGACGCUCUCUGAGGAACUGAGCCGCCUCUGUGUUCAUCUGGCCUCCUGGUUCCUCUCCACCAUCUUGGCUCUGGGCUGCGGAGCCAGUGUCUAUUAUCUCUGCCUCUACGAAGCGCAGAUGCUGGCAGCGGAUGCAGCCAGCUGGUCUCUGCUGGAGGAGGCCAAGACUCUGCUGGUUCCCUUCGUGGUGUCUCUGAUCAACCUGUGCGUCCCGCUCUUCUACUCGCUCUUCAACAAGUUCGACCACUACUCCAGCCAUCGCAGGCAGAUCUACGCGCUGGUAGUCAGAAAUGUCUUUCUCAAGAUGUUCAUUCUGGGGGUUUUGUGUUAUUACUGGAUGGAUGUGGUGGCUCAAAAUGUUUCGUGCUGGGAGUCUGUGGUUGGACAAGCGUUAUACCGACUAGUCAUCGUUGACUUCCUUUUUCUGAUGUUGGGAUCCUUCUUUGGAGAAUUUCUAAGCAAUGUCAUUGGAACCAGGAUGCUGCCACGUAUCGGGGUUCCAGAGUUUGACGUAGCCAGAAAUGUCCUUGAGCUCAUCUAUGCGCAGACUCUGGCCUGGAUUGGAAUCUACUUUGCUCCUCUGCUGCCUGUCCUGCAGAUUUUUAAGCUCUUCCUCCUGUUCUACCUGAAGAAGAUCAGCCUCACGCACAACUGCCAGCCUCCUCAGCGAACGGGCAGAGCGGCUCAGAUGCAGACCAUCUUCACCGCCCUCCUCUUCUUCCCUUUCUUUGUGGGAGCCUUGUCCAUAGUGGCAUACACCUCCUGGAGCCUGACUCCCUCAGAGAACUGUGGCCCUUUUCGGGGACUCAACAAUUCCUUCGGUGCAGUUGCAGUCUGGAUACACACCCUGGAAGACAUUUCUGGUUCCCAGUGGGUUAUCUGGAUUUACCAGAAGAUCAUCAAGAGUCCAAUAUUUUAUUUCAUUGUCACACUUAUUAUCCUAAUGUUUAUAUACGUCUUCUGGCAAGUCACUCUGGGCCGCAAGGAGCUCAUUGCUCUUCUGAGGAAACAGAUUGUCAAAGAGGGGAAAGACAAGAUGUUCUUGUUAGAGAAACUGCACAGUCUCCAAACAUCUCAUCCUAACGCAACGAACAAACAGGCAAACCAGCAACAGCGCAUUGGGCAGUUCUCAGACAGGCGCUCCCCAGGCAGUCAGUCCAACUCAAGCGCGCUGGUCCAGGCUUUACUCGCUCGCCAGCAGUUUGAAGGAGACCUCAGCGGUGGAGUGCCUGUACCUGCCGACAUCUCCACCUCCAGCGGCCUGAUACAGGCCAUGCUGGCUUAUCAGAGGGCUGAAGAUCUCAAUGAGGAUUUGUACCGGAUGCCCGACGGCCGCUUGUCCUCCUUCGCCCCCCUCCCUCCGCCCACGCGCCCCAGGGACGAGGACCGCGGCACAGCGGGGGGUCCCGGGGAUCCGGUCCACGCGCCCGGCGCUCUGGAACAGGCCAUGCAAGCCAGACAGAGAGCGGAGGGCGCCGACGACCUGUCGUCCUCCGCGGUCAUGAUGCAAGUCAUCCAAGCCAGGCAGCAGGAGGAGCGCCUCCAGUGGACGCCCGGACCCCCACAUAACCCAGCCCCGUCAGGCUCCAGCGCGCUCAUUCAGGCCAUGCUGGCCCGGCAGCAGGCCCAGAACGAGUUUGAUGACGGCUACUGAGCCAAUGACUCUGACUUCACCUGUGCAGUGAGGUUUUACACGACCAAGCAUUUGUGUGGCCAUCUCUCCACAGACGGACUGUGUCACAGUGGACGCCAUGAGCGAGUGCUGGCUCACUUCCUCAUACCUCAAAUAUUUUACAAAUAUAUUUUCAUAUGUUAUUUUAAUUACCUUUUGAAAUUAUCAAAGGAAUUAUAUGUGUGCUUUUUAAAUAGGAUUAAAGUUAUUAUAACAGGAUUUAUACUGGUCACUAAUGAGUAUUAAUGUAGAAGGAUAGUUCUAUAAAAUCAUUUACAAAGCCUCAAAAGUGUGCAGUUAUUUUAAAGUAUUAACACUAAGGUUAAUUAAAAUGGAAACCUAAUAAAAAUGCAACCGCUGUUUGA